CUCUUAGUUGGAACAAAUUGUAGUCUUAAGCACAUGAGUUCAUUUGCCUUAAGUGUAAGUAGGUCACAGCGCACUGGUGUGAAUAGCAAACUUUCCUCGCACCAGUGUGAAUAGAUGUCUGACAUGGUGCAGUGUGAAUAGGUCUCUUCCUGAGCACCUUCCAGAAAGGCCUUAAAUCCCUACAACCUGGUCUCAUGACGAACUCAAACUGUCACGCACACGAAUAGAGCAUCAGACAGACACUGUGAAGAAGCUCUCAAGCUCCACCAAUUCUCUGCGACGCUGAGCAUGGAGGAGAUCAGCACAGAAACGGCAGCGUUUGCAUCGCAUCGCAAUGCGAGUACAUCAAGACGAUGACAAUACAAGUGUGAUUAGCAACCGUUAAUGAAACCUCGCACCGUCGAAGGCUCGAGUCUCGGCCUCUGCUCGUUGCGAAUUAUGUCGUUUGGAAUCUGGAGCUCUCAGCAUGGGGCAACUUGCGUUGAGAGCUUGGACAGUCGUGCGGAAUUCUGAGAUCCAACGCGAAAAAACGGAUUGAAACAUUGGCCGCAUCAGAUACUCGAUUAAGUCGGUUUCUAUUGGAGGAAGAUGAUGCUGUCGUUGUUGCUUGAUAGUUUCAUUGGAGUCUCCCCGGCAGCAGCCUUCGGUCUCAUCUUCUGUCUCUUGUAUUACACUGAUGCACUGAACUUCGGCACUUCAAUGGUUCUCACGAAAGGGUUGUUGGAAAGACCGGCGAGAAUUCAUGCAUUCGAUCUGAUUUGACGAUGAGGCCGCAAUCGGGAUGUGCGAGAAAGAAUUAUGAGCAUGUGGAUGUGUACCUGAAGGGAGAGUUUGACAAUAUUCUCGUGAUGAGAAUUCCUUGCGACGGGGAGUUCAGAGAACAGAAGCUAAUGCCUUGUCUGGCGAUGUGCCUAGGACCUGAAUUUGCGCUUUACUGUGGAUAACAUGGCAACAUCCAGGACAGGGUACCCCCGAAUGGAUCUAGGGGAAGAAUACAAGGGCAGGAAGAGGAAGAAACCCCAUAGUGCAUCCACGAGUGCUCCCCUCAGACACGCAGAGGGGCUCAAACCGCCAGUGCUGAGCACGGCAAGCGGCCUGCUCAACAUGCUCAAGGAGAAACAUCCCAUACUCAAGCUACAUGCGCUGAACAACCUCAACGUCUUCAUGGAGAAAUUCUGGCCCGAAAUCGCAGCCGAAAUAGCCCAAAUCGAACUGGUCUACGAAAACGAGCAUUUCGAGCACCGGCACUUAGCAGCUCUAGUGGCAUCCAAGGUGUUCUACCACCUGGGAGACCUCACAGAGUCCUUGGUUUAUGCUCUGGGUGCAGCUUCCCUAUUCAAUGUCGCAGAGAGGAGCGAAUAUGUGCAAACAUUGGUGGCGAAGUGUGUGGACGAGUACAUUAGCAUCAAUGCGAGGCUGGAGAAGGGGGAAGGUUGCUUCUACUUGGAUCCAAGGCUCGUUGAAGUUGUAGACAGGGUCUUGGACCAGUGUCUCAUGGACGGGAAAUCCGAGCAAGCUUUAGGGAUUGCGCUUGAAUGCCGACGGUUGGAUAAAUUGGAAGAGGCGAUCACUACAGGCCAGCAUCCAGAAACAAACUUGAGCUAUUGCCUCAAACUCUCCCAAACGUUCGUGAAUUCUCGGCAUUUUAGACAGGACGUGCUGCGGUUGUUGGUGGAGAAUUACCAGCGACUGCAAGAGCCCGAUUAUUUGAGUCUCAGCCAGUGUUUGAUGCUGUUGGAUGAACCCCAGGAAGUGGCAAAAAUGUUGCAGGCGCUCAUUCGAGGUGACGGAAGGAACGCAUCGGUGGCAUAUCAAGUAGCCUUCGACCUGUUUGAGACUGAGAAUCAGAGAUUCUUGACCAGGGUGGAUGAGUUUCUCCAGGACUUUGAGGCUUCCGAAUCCCCACAGAAUCAUGACAUGGAAUUGAAUUCCAAUUUCACUAGAUCCUCUCUAACAACACAACCUGCUCUAAACGAUAAACAAAGGCCAGUUGAUUCGGACAGCGACCACAAAGCUGUUGAUUCCUCUGAACCAGAGUUUGAUUAUAAUGCUGGUGCUUUGGCAUCAUCCUCACAAAAUCCACCGGCUAUGGAGUUGGAUCGGCAGUGCCAGGAUAUCGGAAGUCCCAGGAAAGGAAUGCAAAGAUUGUCCUUUCAUGAGAGACUGAAGAAGCUGAAAGGGAUUUUGAGUGGCGACAUCCCCAUCAACCUCCAUCUCCGUUUCCUGAACAGCAACAAUAGAUCUGACCUCCUGCUUUUAAAGACUAUCAAGCAAUCACUUGAGACUCGCAGCAGCAGCAUCUGCCACACCGCCACGAUCUACACCAAUGCUCUCCUGCAUGCCGGCACAAAAGUGGACACAUUCUUGAGGGAAAAUUUGGGCUGGCUGCGGUACUCCACAAAUUGGGCGAAGUUCAGUGCCACAGCAGGGUUGGGGGUGAUAUACAGGGGCUAUUUGGACCAAGGAAUGUCCCUGCUCGCUCCCUAUUUGCCCCAACAUCGCGGUAGUCCAUUCUCAGAAGGCGGCGCGUUGUAUGCCCUAGGAUUGAUUUACGCCAAUCAUGGCAAGCGGGUGAGGCACUUCCUCUUGGAAUGUCUCCGAAACGCCAACCACGAGGUGAUCCAGCACGGGGUGUGCUUGGGUAUCGGUCUCGCAGGGCUGGCUACUGCAGAUGAUGAGAUUUAUGAAGAAGUCAAGGGGAUAUUGUACAGAGAAAGUGCGGUAGCUGGGGAAGCCGCGGGGAUUGCUAUGGGGUUGCUCUAUGUUGGCUCCGGGACUGACAAGGCAGGGGAAAUGCUGGCCUACGUGCAGGACACGCAGCAUGAGAAGAUCAUGAGAGGCUUGGCGCUAGGGAUCGCGCUCACCGUCUACGGACGUGAAAAUGAAGCGGAUUCCCUGAUUGAGAGGAUGACGAGGGAUCAGAACCCGGUAAUGCGCCAUGGCGGGAUGUGCGCCUGGGCUAUGGCUUACAAAGGGACAGCUAACACUACCGCCAUUCGGCGAUUACUGCAUCACGCGGUCCAUGAUGUGAGCGACGAUGUGAAGCGAGCCGCGGUGAUCGCGUUGGGGUUUGUCCUAUGCACACAGCCCGAGCAGACGCCAAGAAUUGUUUCUCUUCUCGCGGAGUCUCACAAUGCAUAUGUCCGCUACGGGGCGUCCCUCGCGAUAGGAAUUUCCUGCGCUGGAACGGCGUCCAAAACAGCGAUUGCAUUGCUCGAGCCGCUCAUCACUGACUCAAUCGACUUCGUGCGCCAGGGCGCGCUAAUUGCGAUGGCCAUGGUGCUGAUACAACACACCGAGGCUUACGAAGCGCGCGUGGGGCCGUUCCGAAAGCAGCUUGAGAAUAUCAUGAAGAACAGGUACGAGGAACCGAUGACAAAGAUGGGGGCGAUUCUCGCGCAGGGGAUCCUGGACGCAGGGGGCCGCAAUGUGAACAUUCUGUUGAAGUCGAGGAAUGGCCACUGCCGGAUGACUGCGACGGUGGGGAUGGCCAUCUUCUGCCAAUUCUGGUACUGGUACCCUUUCAUCUAUUUCAUCAGCCUGUCCUUCAGCCCCACAGCCUUCAUCGGCCUCACGGAGGAGCUUCGCGUCCCAAAGUUCAACUUCAUAUCUCAAACGAAGCCGUCCAUGUUCGCAUACCCGCCACCCACACCUACCCCAUUGCGAGAUUCUUCACCCUCCAACCCCAAUCCCACCCCUGCCAUGCUCUCCAUCGCCGCUAAACGACCCCACGUCGAUGCGAAAGACCGCAACAUGAACAACACGAAAACCCCAGCUCCAAUCACGCAAGAAGCAACCAGAAUCACAGCGCCAGCAUGCUACUCGCCAAAGUCCUGCACCGGCAUCAACGAGUCAAGCCAUGACCACGUCGCAGCGAAAGCUAACCUCCCAUCGACGCAUUCUCUCUCCAAGAAGUUGAAGACCACCUUCGCACCUGGAGAAUCGUCACGAAACUCAGAGCUCCCGAGCUUCCUCACAAGAUAUGACCAGACCACCGACGACAUGGCGAAGCAGCAGCAGCAGCAGGAUCCACCAGCAAGAAUCGAGGAGAGUGUGGACCCACCGACACCGCCUCACGAGGAGCCUGCAUCGGAAGUGCUCAACAACCCAACUCGUGCAAUCUCUGCCCAAGUGAAAUUCUUCCACUUCCCACACAGCAAUCGCUUUGUGCCGCUUCUUCCACAGCGGCAGCCCUCGGGGUUCGUCAUGCUGCUCGAUACACAGCCCUCCUCCGAACCCGAAGCUCAGUACAUGUGGGAUGAUGUCGAGGAGGAUUGAUUGAUUACUCCUCACCGACACCGAUACCGAUACCGACACCUCCCUCGUCGUCUCGCAAAUUUCUAUUUCCUGUUUAUUAUGUUUGGUUUUACUUGAUGGUGUUGCUUUAAUGCCAACGUUCGGAAGAAGUGUGUUGUAUUGGAAAUUAUCAGUUGUCAAACAGAUGAGAAUGCUUCUUUGAUUUUUUUUGGAAACUAUAUUAGAAAUCAUUUUCUAUAUGUAACAAAUAUUUAUUUUUGCAAUACAAUGGUUUCAGUAGUAGCAUUGAACUAUUUUUGAAACUCAAUCAAUAUAACAAUUAUGCGUCUAAACAUUAUUAGUAGGUGUUUAUUUAUAUAUGAUAUUUAUAUUAAAUAAAAUAAUUUAAUAAAUGUA
Physcomitrium patens is the source of this 4653-nucleotide messenger RNA. Its product is annotated as 26S proteasome non-ATPase regulatory subunit 1 homolog A. Gene Ontology annotation, cellular component: proteasome regulatory particle, base subcomplex; nucleus; proteasome storage granule. Lineage: Eukaryota; Viridiplantae; Streptophyta; Bryopsida; Funariales; Funariaceae. Gene Ontology annotation, biological process: proteasome-mediated ubiquitin-dependent protein catabolic process; regulation of protein catabolic process. Gene Ontology annotation, molecular function: enzyme regulator activity. The record is from RefSeq and is a predicted model, not a curated record.